AUGGAUCCUUUCAGUGACUCUAUGGAGACGUCCAUAAACCUCGGAGAGGUAGACUCCCUCGAAGCCAUUGUUAUCAUCGACAAUGAGCUAGAUCCGCUCUCGCCCCCAGCCCCGGAUACCGUCCAAAUCUCAGGGAAUCUGGGGGCAAUUGCCAUGGGCUCAAAUCAUACACUGACAGACCGCGGGGAAGCCUGCAAGGAAUUAAGGCUGGAAGAUGUUUGCUGCGCAGCACAUGGCUUGUCAAUACUGGUGACUGCCACUAAAGGCGACAAGAAGCACGCUAUUCUCUUCGAUGCUGGUCCUGAAGAGGAGGCUUGGGAAAGAAAUGUGAAACGGCUGCGACCAAAUCUUUCCUCCGUGGAAGUAAUUCAUCUGUCGCAUUGGCAUCGAGAUCACUCCGGUGGUCUUCUGCGAGCAAUCCGCAUGGUAAACGAUGCCAAACGAGCCGAGAGCCGCUCCGAAGACCUGGUUGCAGACUUGCACCCGGACCGACCGGUCUACAGAGGCAUUGCCCUGCCCGAGCAUAUAAUUUCCCUCGAGGCUGACCCUACCUUUGAAGAGAUUGGCAGUGCUGGUGCGGUGGUCGACAAGCGGAGCGAGCCACACACCGUACUUGAUGACUUCUUUCUUAUCUCUGGGGAGAUUCCACGAGUGACGCCAUACGAGACCGGCCUGAAGAAUGCAGUGCGAUAUGACCCUGAUGAGAAUGACUGGUUCUCCGACGAAACCAUCAUUGAUGAGCGUUCUCUCAUCUGCAACCUCAAGGGUAUAUUCAUCCUAAACCCCGCCAACAAGCUUAUUGAGCUAAUAUGUCCUUCAGGAAAGGGACUUGUUGUCUUCACUGGAUGUAGUCACGCUGGUGUAGUCAACACCACCAAACAUGCCGUCCAGCUCACCGGUGGAACGGUCCCUGUCCAUGCCGUUGUCGGUGGAUUUCAUCUCGCCACAAGCGACGCGGAUCAAAUCCAAAACACAGUAGCCGAUCUCAAACGACUCGAUCCCGCCGUGCUUAUGCCAGGUCACUGUUCGGGCUGGCGGGCCAAGUUUGCGAUUGAGAAACACAUGCCUGGGUCAUUGGUACCCUGCACCGUAGGAUCAAGAAUCACAUUCUAA
This is a messenger RNA of Penicillium concentricum, 1113 nucleotides long. RefSeq names its product MBL fold metallo-hydrolase. Gene Ontology annotation, molecular function: transferase activity. The coding region runs from base 1 to 1113 and encodes 370 amino acids. NCBI's taxonomy places the organism in Eukaryota, Fungi, Ascomycota, Eurotiomycetes, Eurotiales, Aspergillaceae. The record is from RefSeq and is a predicted model, not a curated record. The transcript has 4 exons.